Micropterus salmoides (largemouth bass) is the source of this 4079-nucleotide messenger RNA. RefSeq lists its product as uncharacterized. The transcript is spliced from 8 exons. Gene Ontology annotation, biological process: regulation of transcription by RNA polymerase II. Gene Ontology annotation, molecular function: transcription cis-regulatory region binding; nuclear receptor activity. Lineage: Eukaryota; Metazoa; Chordata; Actinopteri; Centrarchiformes; Centrarchidae. The coding region runs from base 1 to 1914 and encodes 637 amino acids. Gene Ontology annotation, cellular component: nucleus; aryl hydrocarbon receptor complex. The record is from RefSeq and is a predicted model, not a curated record.
AUGGGUUUACGCAACUCAACAAUCAACCAGACCGUCCCAAACGCAGUGACUGCUGUCUUCUACCUCACUCUGUGUGCAAACCAAGAAAAGGCCUCCAGGAAGCACAUCAUCAGCACAGCAUCCUCUAACCCUGAAUCCAGGAAAGAGAGCCUUCCAAUGGGCACCACGGUCAAUGAAAGCAGCCUCCUCCUGGAAUCUUUGACAGGCUUUGCCUUGGUGGUGAGCAGUGAUGGGAUGGUCUUUUAUGCCUCCUCAACUAUUGUGGACUAUCUGGGAUUUCAUCAGACUGACGUGAUGCACCAGAAUGUGUUUGACUAUAUUCACAUAGACGACCGUCAGGAGUUCAGGCAGCAGCUCCACUGGGCCAUGUGUCCUCCGCAGCACCAGGGGACGUCGGCUCAUCAGGAUAACCCGGCAGUUGCAGGGAGUGGUGAGGACAUAGUAGUGAGCAGCCUGUUCCAUUCUCCGGAGUCAGGGGGAAUUCCUCCUGAGCUCUCCUGCUUUCUCAACAGAUGUUUCAUUGCCAGAGUCCGAUGCCUUUUGGACAGCACCUCUGGAUUCUUGACUAUACAGUUCCAGGGUCGGCUGAAGUUCCUCCACGGUCAGAAAAAGAAGUCAGCCUCCGGGGCUCUGAUGCCUCCCCAGCUGGCUCUAUUCUGCAUAGGUGUACCCCUCCUACUGCCCUCCAUCACUGAGAUGAAAAUGAAGAACAUGUUAAUGCGGGGAAAGAACAAGGGAGGAGGAGGAGGGAUUAUCUCUGCACUGGAGCAUGGUGAGCGAGGGGAACACCUCCGGAGGCACUCCUUCAGUGGAGGAAUGGGUGACAUUGUAGACCCUCUCCUCCUCUCCUGUCCUACUCCUGGCCCUACCCAGCGAGGUCACCACACUCCCUGGACCCCACUCUCCAAAGACAAUCUCAAAUACCGCCCUGAUGGUUACUACAACCAGGAGGAGCCCCUCAACUACUGCAAGUCUUCGAUGGCUCCCCAUAAAGGCAUCAGCCCAGGCCUGGGCGGUGGCUGGCCUCUUCGGCCAAAUUCAGGUCCCCUCAGAGCAGGCCAGGGUGUCGGCUACAUACCUUCUAACCGCUUGAAUAAAGCUGGCCAGUACGGGAAGCCAUACCGCCUCUCCCCCAGCUGCCACAGCAGCAGAGGUGGUGAGGUGUUUGUCUCUAAGCUCUACGGGAGCGUCCAGAUUCCCACAGACCCAGAUGCCUACUGCGUGGACCUGGUGAAGAGCGAGAACGGCUACGGAGAAUGCUACGAUGGCCAUCUGAUGCCCGACAUGGCUCCCAUCAAGGUGGAGCACGACUCAGACUCUGAGAAUGGCUGCGAUGCCUACGGGCGACCCUGGGCUUGCCGCGACCCAGAGGCCAUUGACCGUCGCUAUGGUAACGGGGUAUACGACCAGAGCUCAGGCCUCCAUCUCAAAUCAGAGGCAGAUUAUUAUGAUCCAGAGUACUCGCCCUGUCAGCGAGGGAAAGCAGGAAUCAGCCCACCGUACAACAACAGCAACUAUCAGAACUAUGCAGUCAACAACAGCGGCAACACACCCGGACGUCUGUUAAAAUGUGACAAAGCCAUGGGCAAUAACAAUGACAACACCCAGUUUAGUCCUCAGAGACUCUCUCACUCAGACUCUCUAUGCAGCAACCAAUCUGUCAACCUCAUGGACUCGCAUGUCUACGACCCUCACAAAGCCUACAUGCACCAGGACUACAACAAGCACGACGCCUAUGAGUUCAAAGGUCAUGGCCUGAUCCACUCGAUCAAGCGAGAGCCCAUAGACUCCCCACCGUGGCCCGAGAGCGGUCACGACAUAAGCCAGUCCAUGAUGGUUGGUCCUAGGAACGUUAUGCCAUGUGUGAUGAGCACAGGGCACCACAAGUCCAGUCCCUACAUUUAUAUGCCGUAAGAGUGAUUGGUGCGAACACAUCAGAUAUUUACCUGUCCCCAACCCUCCGCCCCACUCCCCACCCUCCACACAAGCAAGCAAUCAGUGUGCAUUAAAGUACUUUCUAUUGCGCCACAUGCACCAGCAUUACAAAAGGACAGUCUUUGAAUACAAGGAUUCCCAGGAUGUCAACAUUUAUAUUACUUCUUCUAUUUGAUGAAGAGGUCACAAACAAGGCUCAGGUUCUAGUGUUAGUGUUGUGACAAUCAAAAAUAAUACUUUUAAUCCAAUUUAUGGAUAGAUGAUUUAGUUUUUAAGGAAUACAUUUUGUAGUUGGUUCCAAGCACUUUUGGAUUUAGUGACAAUGAGACAAAUUACGUCUAGAAACACAAUUUCAUUUUGUUUUAUGUGUUGUGUACACGUGGCUUUUGUGGCAAAGAUUUUGCUGUAAAAAAUACUUUUUUUAAAAAUGUUGUACACAGGAGAUGACUCACACUUAACUACUGGGCUUAUCAAGGGAGAUGGGUGAUUAUGAGAGCACACUUAGCAGUCAUUGAUAUCAACUUAAAGGAUGAUCUGCCUUGAUGGUGGUUUCCCAUGUUUAAAAGCUUUACCUAUACAUCACCUACCUUUUUCAAUACUGCCUCCAGUGAUGUCUGAUGGAAACUACUGGUUUCUAUGCAUUUUACAUAGACUUCAAAACUUAAUCAAUUGCCAUAAAAAAUAAUUACUUGGUAAACGUUAUAUAAUUAUCGCAACAUAACAUGUUUGCAACCAUCAUUCCUACAGUAAAGGACUCUGAUAUCUAAUACUGAGCAGCUGUGGAAAAGCAGUUUUUAUUGCAUGAAAACCAAAUUCACAUUAUCUUUUUCACAACAUCCCUGUUUACUCAAUCUUUGUAUUUUGAAUUAGAUUUUUCAAGACCAUAGCUUACAAUGCAAUGCUUUUGUCAGAGCAUCCUUGAAUUCACCAUUACAGGCCUUUAUUUAUUUAAAAAAAAAAAAUUGUAUCUCCUUGCAAAUGCAGAAUCCAUUGAAAAACUUGACAGUAAUGUAAAGUUUAUGCAAUUUCAAGUUAAUGGACCAAAACAUGUGAAAACUAUUAGUACGGCCAAAGCUUUAAGCAGCCCAUAUUCACUACAUUGCCCGCUUACACACAUAAAGGCAUUAUAUAAGAAGGGGUAAUAAACCCUUAACCACAAACCAUUGGUUCAAGCAUGUGUCCUGCCUGAAGCAUUUUUUUAGCAAGGUACUGAAUCCUAACAUGAUCUGCAGGGGGCCACUCUGUCCCUGCUCGUUGGCUUUAAACUCCUUGUGGAAGGGAUAAAAGGAAAAGUGAAAUUCAGUGAGCAUAAUAAAAAGCAUAAGGAUGUUGAUGGCAAAACUGAUUUAACUAUAAAUCACAAUUACGAUUCUACAGCAUUAUAUUUGCAUCAACUCAUCAUCAUCAUCAUCAUCAUCAUCUCAACUCAGAUCACACCAGAAUUGACCUUAAAUUUGCAAGACGAACUAAAAAAUGACUAUAUUAAUUAUUAGUUAAAGGUUUUUUCUGGACAAAGUUAAAGUGUUAGUUUGAACUGAAGGAAAAGUAGGCAGUGUUGUUAAAUGGUUCGAUGUUAAUUCUAAUUUCAAUGAGCAGAAUAAUUUCAUAAUCCUAAAUCAUAACUCCUGUUGAAAGUACAAAUAUUAUGUCAUUUUAUGUCAACGUUAAUGUUGUAUAGUGUGGAUUACAUUGAAAUGCUUUUCAACACAAUGCAGCCUAUCUCACUGCAGAUACCACACAUUUCCUUUGAAAUGAAUAUACACUUUUAAUAUCGUCUUUUCAGUCCAAAAACAUCAGACAAUGUCUUCACAAUCAGUAUUUUUGCACAAUGUUAUUAAAAGCACCAAAUUGAUUCAAUGUCAGAGUCUCAGUUCUGUGAAGCUGCUGUGGUAGUUUCUAAAUUGCACUACUGGGAGCAGUUCAGUUGAAGUUCAGACUAGCCAGACAAGUUUUUGAGUCGACAUGCACAACUGUACAUGGUGUCACUGUUUUGAAUUUGUCUUUUUCUCUUUGUGUGUGUUCAUUUCAAUAAAUGUUUGAUGAUUCGUAUUUAUUGAAAGGCAAAAGUACAUAAUUUAAAAACUACAAUUUUGAAGGCUUUUCUGUUUCACCUAGGUAAAUAAACAUGGCUUUUUUUUGUCUCA